Paramecium octaurelia is the source of this 836-nucleotide messenger RNA. NCBI's taxonomy places the organism in Eukaryota, Ciliophora, Oligohymenophorea, Peniculida, Parameciidae. The record is from the annotation of a GenBank genome assembly.
AUGCACGAUGAGACAAACUCAUUUACUAACAGUGUCUUAUCUGACAAUCCAAUGAUGAGUGAAUAAGAUGCUCAACUAAUAGUUCAAAGUUAUAAUUCAACCAUUCGUAAUUUUAUGUAUUUAUUACAGAAUCACUUGUUAAAGAGAAUGAUGUUUUACAAAAGAAACUUGACGAAUAUGUUCAAAAUGAAAAAGAAGAAGAACAAAAGUUAUAAUUAACAAAACAUUAAUAUGAAAAAUAAAUCACAAGAAUGGAAUUUUUAAAGCAACAAUAAUUAUAGAUAGAUUAGGAGAGAGAGUUGAUAUUCACUAAUUCCAUAUUUUAAUAACAAAAAUAAUUGGUUCCAAAUGAGGUAAAUUAUUUGUAUGAGUUUCUACAUCAAGAUUAAAAAUAGCCAUCUCAUACAAAUAUAAUUCAUAAUUAAGGAAUGGACACACAAAAUUCAUUAAUGCAAUUUGAUGAAGUUGUAUCUCCUAGAAUAGAAUAAAAUGAUCCUCAAUUAUUAAAAGAAUUGCAUAAAUAGAAAGAAGAGCUAGGAAAUCAAAAAAACUAAUUAAUCUCAUAAAUUUUAUAAUCAUUAGCCAAAUAUGCUGAAUUGCAAUUACAAAAAUGCUCAAAAAAGGAAUGCUAAUAAUGUCAUCUAUUAUACAACCCUAGAACAAAUUAUAUAGUAUUAAUUUAUUCUAAUAAUUAGGAUUCCUGUUUAUUUCACAGUGGAAAAUUGAAAUUUUAUUCUUGCAAAAAAUGUGGAGCGGACGAUUACUAUACUUGCUGUAAUAAGUGUAUUAGAUGUAGUGAAGGAUGUAAAACUAAUUUCCAUCAACCUAAACCAUGA